AUGGCAGUAUUGACUCUUCCAAUGGCUGAGCUGGCGGGCAUAGUGGUCCACAGCACCAUGUACGGCUUCUACAUUAUGCUUUUCAUUGGAUGCAUCUAUGUGCUAUGUUUUAAGUACCGAUCACUAAGCGGACGACACCACUCAAGACCAGUCAACAAGAUUCUCCUGACUGUCGCAUUCACACUAUUUGUGUUGAUAACAGCACAUUGGAUAAUCCAAAUAUCUCGGCUGUUUGAUGCUUUCAUCUUCGUCGCGAAUGGGACAACACCUGCGAGUGUAUACGGCGCUGCCCGGAGCCCCAAGAACGUCGCAAAGACAGCACUUUACGUCGCCCAAACACUGGUCGGCGAUAUGACCAUGGUAUAUCGCCUGUUCAUCGUCUGGAACCGAAGUUGGACAGUUAUCAUUCUGCCGACUUUGACAACAGCUGGGUUACUUGCGGCUGGUGUAAAUGUCGUUGUUUCCUUUGCUCGCCAGACUCCGGGUGUGGACAUCUUUACGAGUGCUAGUGGUCACUGGAUCAUAACUGUAUUUGCGAUGACACUAGCCACAAAUCUGAUCGUUACUAGCCUCAUUGCCUAUCGAAUAUGGUCCAUCAAUCGAAUGGUUCAAGGAGUGACUCGCACCAGUAUAAUGCCGAUCAUAAACAUUAUAUUAGAGAGUGCAGGCCUCUAUACAGCUUUCUUAGUUAUGACUCACAUGGCAUACCUUGCCAAGGCACCGUUCCAGUUUAUCGCAUUAGACGCCAGUAGCCCGGCAAUCGGCAUUGCAUUCUCCUUGAUCAUCGUACGCGUGGGUCUGGGACUUGGUACAGAAGACCACGAAAUCGCCGCGCGAUCACGAUCCAAUCUCGUCUUCCGCACGGAAAACCAAUCUUUCCCAUUAAAUUCUGUCUCGGUCAGCGUCUCGAAGGAGGUUAGCCGGCGAGUGGAUGGGAUUGAGGGUGUUAUUUUGGAAGACGCGGAUUCUACGAGGGACGCUGAUAAAACUCUAUCAGAAAACAAGUCACAAUCGCCGCCACGGGCGGAGUGGUCGGCGUAUUAG
Messenger RNA from Pleurotus ostreatus (oyster mushroom), 1044 nucleotides. RefSeq lists its product as uncharacterized. The transcript has 11 exons. The record is from RefSeq and is a predicted model, not a curated record. Lineage: Eukaryota; Fungi; Basidiomycota; Agaricomycetes; Agaricales; Pleurotaceae. The coding region runs from base 1 to 1044 and encodes 347 amino acids.